ACGUGGUCUGGGGCCAAACUCCCGCCCGGAACAGUCAUUUGUCAACACUGUUGUCCUGCCGCUGCUCUCACCGGUGUGCGUGUGUGUGUGUGUGUGUGUCUUUGUGUCCUCCUUCACUCUCCGUUAUCGCCUCAAAUGGCAGCAAUUAGAUACACGGACGCAGACGUUGAGGAUAUCAACGACGAGGAGCUCGAGAAGGCUCUGUGCGUGCUGGCGGGAAGCGACCCAGAAAACUGCUCUUAUUCCCGGGGCUAUGUGAAGAGACAGGCUGUGUUUGCCUGCAACACCUGCACUCCCAGUGCUGCAGAGCCUGCAGGGGUUUGUCUGGCCUGUGCCAAUAAAUGUCAUGAUGGACACGACAUCUUUGAGCUGUACACCAAAAGGAAUUUUCGCUGCGAUUGUGGAAAUAGCAAGUUUGGGGGAUUCACUUGCCAGCUGGCUCCUGCCAAAGAUGAGCAAAACGCCAGAAAUCACUACGGCCACAACUUCAACGGCUGCUACUGCACGUGUGACCGGCCGUAUCCAGACACAGACGACCAGACCAACGAUGAGAUGAUCCAGUGUGUCGUCUGUGAGGAUUGGUUCCACAAUAGGCAUCUGGGCUGCACCGUAGCGGAUCCCGAGGAGCUGCAGGAGAUGGUCUGUGAGGGCUGCAUGAACAAGGCUCCUUUCUUGUGGACGUACGCGGCGCACUUCGCAGCACCACCUGUGAUCAGCGUCAGCCAUCCCGAGGACGAAGAUGUCGAAGUCGAUGUGGAGGAAGGAGCAGAGAAGGACGGUGACUCUGAGCCCAGUCAGAGCAGGGAGGAGGAACCGACCACCAGCACCGAGCACACAAAGCAGGAGGAAGCGGAAAACAGGAGUCCCCCUUGCAAACGGACCCAUGGUGAGAUGACGGGCAGCACCGCGAAGGCCACGACCAAAGUGGUGACGUGCAGGCUGAAGGAGCUGCAGGUCCAGGGGCCGGAGAGGCUGAGACAGGGAGCCGUUUUCUGGCCUUACAGCUGGCGCUCCGAGCUCUGCACCUGCACAAGCUGCAAGAAAGCCUAUGUGGCUGCAGAGGUGCAGUUUCUCAUGGAUCAGUCUGACACCGUCCUGGCCUACGAGAACAAAGGCAUGGAGGAGCCGUUUGGGCAGCACCCGCUGAUGGCGCUGACGAGCUCGAUGGACCGUGUACGGCAGCUGGAGGUCAUUUACGGUUUCAACGAGCUGACAACUUCGAUCAGUGCAUUUCUAGAGCAGUGUGCUGCUGAAGGAAAGACAGUCACAGUUGAAGCCGUACACAAGUUCUUCGAGGAGCUGCGGGCCAAGAAAAGACGCCGAACCAGUGCAGGAUACCAGUGACAAGGAGGCCAAGCUGCUAUCGUAUGGUGCUUUGAAUGUAUGCAGAACUUAGGGACGACCCCUUUUUCCUUUGCUGAAUAAAAGGGCUUCUCGCUGCAACCAAUGUGAUCCUAAAGCUUGAAUAAUUAGUGCAAAGAGUAGUGACUUGGGGUUAUUGUUGUAAAGGGUUACUGCCGUGGGUUUCUGGUUUACCGUUUCAUUCAUAUUGAAUUAUAAUGAUGCCUUAACUUUGAAGCUCCUAAUUAAAGUUUACUUGAGACAUUAAUGGACAAAAUACAUUUUUUUUCAGCACUGUAUUGCUUUAAAAAGAUUAAACCGUCUUGACAUGUAACAGUACUUCACGUGACCAUGAUGCUGCCAUGUGUACGAGUUUAUUACACCACCGUGUGUUUAAAUUCUUUCUUCUUGUUUGUAAAAGUGUAUUGAGGAAAUGUUGCCGAUUUAUGUGAAGUCAUGUUCCAAAUAAAGUUCUCACAUGU
Acanthopagrus latus (yellowfin seabream) is the source of this 1823-nucleotide messenger RNA. RefSeq names its product putative E3 ubiquitin-protein ligase UBR7. Gene Ontology annotation, molecular function: ubiquitin protein ligase activity; zinc ion binding. The record is from RefSeq and is a predicted model, not a curated record. NCBI's taxonomy places the organism in Eukaryota, Metazoa, Chordata, Actinopteri, Spariformes, Sparidae. The transcript has 11 exons. Gene Ontology annotation, cellular component: cytoplasm. The coding region runs from base 136 to 1344 and encodes 402 amino acids.